GAGCCCGGCCGCGGCAUGGGCUGCGCCCCCAGCAUCCACGUCUCGCAGAGCGGCGUGAUCUACUGCCGCGACUCGGACGGGUCCGCCUCGCCCCGCCAGAGCAGCGGCGUGUCGCAGGGCCCCGCCGGCCCCUUGCACGGCCUCUUCGUCCCCACCGACGCCCCCGACGCCGCCGCGCCGGGGACCCCGGGCGCCGCCCGCUGCCGCAGGGCCCGCGGAGAGCCGGGCAGCGGCAGCGGCGGCAGCAGCAGCUCGGGCUCCGUGACCACCUGCCGGGGCCGGAGGCGUCACUGCUGCAGCAGCGCCGAGGCCGAGACCCAGACGAGCUACACCAGCGUCAAGCAGGUUUCUUCUUCGGAGGUGCGCAUCGGGCCCAUGAGACUGACGCAGGAUCCUAUUCAGGUUUUGCUGAUCUUUGCAAAGGAAGAUAGUCAGAGUGACGGAUUCUGGUGGGCCUGUGACAGAGCCGGUUAUAGAUGCAAUAUUGCUCGGACUCCAGAGUCAGCCCUAGAGUGCUUUCUAGAUAAAAACCAUGAAAUUAUUGUCAUCGAUCACAGACAAACUCGCAACUUCGAUGCGGAAGCAGUGUGCAGGUCGAUCCGGGCCACGAAUCCCUCUGAGCACACGGUGAUCCUAGCAGUGGUUUCACAAGCAUCUGGUGACCAUGAAGAGACCUCCGUCCUUCCUCUGCUGCAUGCAGGCUUCAAUAGGAGAUUUAUGGAGAAUAGCAGCAUAAUUGCUUGCUAUAAUGAACUGAUUCAAAUAGAACAUGGAGAAGUUCGCUCACAGUUCAAAUUACGGGCCUGCAAUUCAGUGUUUACAGCAUUAGACCAUUGCCACGAAGCCAUAGAAAUAACAAGCGAUGACCACGUGAUUCAGUAUGUCAACCCGGCCUUUGAGAGAAUGAUGGGCUAUCACAAAGGUGAGCUCCUGGGGAAAGAACUGGCUGAGUUGCCCAAGAGCGAUAAGAAUCGGGCAGACCUCCUAGACACCAUCAACACUUGCAUCAAGAAAGGCAAGGAGUGGCAGGGGGUUUACUAUGCCAGACGGAAAUCCGGGGACAGCAUCCAGCAGCACGUGAAGAUCACCCCAGUGAUUGGCCAAGGAGGGAAAAUUAGGCAUUUUGUCUCCCUCAAGAAACUCUGUUGUACCACUGACAGUAAUAAGCAGAUCCACAAGGUCCAUCGGGACUCAGGAGACAACUCCCAGACAGAAUCUCAUUCAUUCAGACACAAGAACAGGAGGAAGGAGUCCAUUGAUGUGAAGUCUAUAUCUUCUCGAGGGAGUGACGCACCCAGCCUACAGAAUCGGCGCUACCCUUCCAUGGCUAGGAUCCACUCCAUGACCAUCGAAGCACCCAUUACAAAGGUUAUAAAUAUAAUUAAUGCAGCCCAAGAAAAUAGCCCUGUCACUGUAGCAGAGGCUCUGGACAGAGUUUUAGAAAUUUUACGGACCACAGAACUGUAUUCCCCUCAGUUGGGUACCAAAGAUGAAGACCCUCACACCAGUGACUUGGUUGGAGGCCUGAUGACGGAUGGCUUGAGGAGGCUGUCAGGGAAUGAAUAUGUGUUCACUAAGAAUGUGCACCAGAGCCACAGUCACCUAGCAAUGCCACUAACCAUCAAUGAUGUACCCCCGAGUAUUGCCCAGUUACUUGACAAUGAGGAAAGCUGGGAGUUCAACAUCUUCGAGUUGGAAGCUGUUACACACAAAAGACCAUUAGUUUACUUGGGCUUAAAGGUCUUUUCCCGGUUUGGAGUGUGUGAAUUUUUACACUGUACUGAAACUACUCUUCGGGCCUGGCUCCAAGUGAUUGAAGCCAACUAUCAUUCUUCCAAUGCAUACCAUAAUUCUACCCACGCUGCCGAUGUCCUGCAUGCUACAGCCUUCUUCUUGGGAAAGGAACGAGUGAAGGGAAGCCUUGAUCAGUUGGAUGAGGUGGCAGCUCUAAUCGCAGCCACUGUGCAUGAUGUGGACCAUCCAGGACGAACAAACUCAUUCCUGUGCAAUGCGGGGAGCGAGCUGGCCGUGCUCUACAAUGACACUGCUGUGCUGGAGAGCCACCACACCGCGCUGGCCUUCCAGCUCACUGUGAAGGAUGCCAAGUGCAACAUUUUCAAAAACAUGGACAGGAACCAUUAUCGAACAUUACGACAAGCUAUAAUUGACAUGGUGUUAGCUACGGAGAUGACAAAACACUUUGAACAUGUGAACAAAUUUGUGAACAGCAUCAACAAGCCACUGGCAGCUGAGAUCGAGGGCAGCGACUGUGAAUGCAACCUCGUUGGAAAGAACUUUCCUGAAAACCAAAUGCUGAUCAAGCGCAUGAUGAUUAAAUGUGCUGAUGUGGCCAACCCUUGCCGCCCAUUGGACCUGUGCAUCGAAUGGGCUGGGAGGAUCUCCGAGGAGUAUUUUGCUCAGACCGAUGAAGAGAAGAGGCAGGGGCUUCCUGUGGUGAUGCCAGUGUUUGACCGGAACACCUGUAGUAUCCCCAAGUCCCAGAUCUCCUUCAUCGACUACUUCAUAACUGAUAUGUUUGAUGCCUGGGAUGCCUUUGCACAUCUUCCUGCUCUCAUGCAACAUUUGGCUGAUAACUACAAACACUGGAAGACAUUGGAUGACCUAAAGUGCAAGAGUCUGAGGCUUCCAUCUGAUAACUAAAGCCAAGGCAGAAAAGGGGACCUCUUGAUCUACAAAGGGCACUGUGAAUCACAGUAGUAAAAACAAGAGGCUGUCCUUCAGAAUGAAAAUGAUAAGUAUAGAUUAGGAAGAUGGUGUCUAAUAUUUGAUCUUGAUUCAUUCAAGUCCCCAAAUUUUAUUCUUAGAAAGUAAUGUUCCAUGAAAAAAAAAUCAGAUCAUUUUGAACACUCAGUGACAGAAAAAAACAACAGCACAGAAAACUGUGCUCUGCUAUUAUUCUUAUGCUCUCCUCCAUAUUAGAAGCGGAUUGACUAUAGCAGGUUACAAGUUGCAAAGACUCGGUGCCUCUGAGCAUCUCUAGAUGAUAACCACAUAGCUUAUGUAUUGUAUAGCUCAUCUCUUACUAUAAAAGUCACCUCACUAUGUAGCUUGACUAAUUUCCAUAAGUAAUCAGUCUGAAGGAUUCAUAAGAAUAGCAAAGAUGAUAAAAACCAUGAAAUGAACAGAACUAGGACCAAAUUAUGACAAACUAGUUAGCGGCAGUGCCUCUUUGGUUGAUUGUGUGACACCUAAGUUAAAACACAAUCUUGACCUGGUGAGUGUCCUGUCUGUACUGGAGUAUGCAACCUAUGUAGAUGGGACUCUUUCCUCCAGAAAGCCAUCUUUGAUGGGGAAGGAAGUGAUAUUUUGUUUGGGGAAAAAUCCAUGAGAUCCUUUUAUUUCAGGUUUAGAGGCCAUCAAGAGUCACUUAUAUUAAAGCCAUUCAAUCUGAAUGCCCUUGGAAAAGAUGUUUUCUAAAAAAUUUAUAUACACUUGCAGUUUAAAAUUUUUAUUAACACAAUCUAAAUUUUUCUGGGUAUAUGUCCAUGAAGUAUGCUGUGCCAUAUAUCAUCUGUAUGUAUUAUUUGGGGAGGGGGAGAGGGAAGGUUCAGAUGUUUUUACCUAUACAUAUUUGAGAUCAUGCCAAUUCCUUUGAUGAUGUAAAAAAAACUUAGGAGAUUGUAAAUAUAUCAGAAAACAGGUAUAUGGAAGAGCAGUAAAUACUAUUUUAAGCUAUUAAUUGUAUGCUAAAAGCUUCUAAAGCACAAGUGCAUAUUUUUAUACAGCUAUUUUCACUACUUUCUGUGAUCUACAUAAAGUCAAAUUUGAGAUUUUACUUUCUCUUGGACCAGCCAGCUCUUCUCCAUUUAUUAUAAAUAUUAGAAAUUCAGUAAAAAAAAUAUCUUUGGAGUUUUUUUUAACUCUCUGUAUACCAUGUUUGCAUUUUAAGGAAGCAUUUUAAUUGACUCAUUUCUUUGUUCAUAAAAUAUUGGAAUGCAGAACACUAGGUCUAUAAUAUAUGGAACGAAAAAAUGACUAUCACUACAUAAUGUGCCAAUGUUUUUUUUUCUAUGUUUUGUAUCCAAAAAAGAGGAAACAUGAUAAUUCCAUGCAAAAAAUGUAUUUAAAUUAUUUUUGUUAGAUAAUGAAAAUUUGCUUGGUCAAGCAGCAGUGAGCUUUGUAUUGUAAUGUUGCAUUAUAUAAAUGUGAUGAAAAUGUUUUUCUGAUGUACCGGUAACUAAAUUCUUACCGCCAUUUUUCAUUCCCAACAGCUGUUUUUAUUUUACCUCUUUGGCCUAAAUUUUUCAUAAUUUCCAAUUUUAGGUUUAGUGUCCUUUAUUUCAUGAGUUACACUUUUUUCAGAACACAUUAAAAUCAGUAUGUCAGAAUUCCAUCUUAAGGACCUAAAUAAUUUUCCUAGGUUUUAGAAGUUUGUGUGGAGCAAGAACAGUCUUUUACUAUGUCACUUUCAGUUUCAUUUGGUAAGUAAAGUUCAUUAUAUGUA
Molecule: messenger RNA, 4465 nt
Organism: Suncus etruscus (white-toothed pygmy shrew)
Lineage: Eukaryota; Metazoa; Chordata; Mammalia; Eulipotyphla; Soricidae
Gene: PDE8B
Product: phosphodiesterase 8B
Exons: 22
Coding region: 16-2661 (881 amino acids)
Biological process (GO): signal transduction
Molecular function (GO): 3',5'-cyclic-AMP phosphodiesterase activity
Source: RefSeq, a predicted model, not a curated record